AUGGGAAUGGAAUCGUGGUGGUCGAAGUUUAUUUCUGUAUGUAGUUUUAUUUUGCUAUUACUCAAUGCCACUCACUGUUUUUCACCUGUACAGAGUCAGGCACUUGGCCAGGUUGAUGAGUGCUCAGCCUUGCUGCAGUUCAAGGAAAGCUUUGCAAUUAAGAAGUCUGUUUCUGCGGAUCCUCUUGCUUAUCCGAAGGUUUCAUUUUGGACGCGAGAAGGAGAUGGGAAUCGGAGUAAUUGUUGUUCAUGGGAUGGUGUUGAGUGUGAUGAAGACUUUGGCCAUGUUGUCGGCCUUGAUCUCCGUAGCAGCUGUCUCUACGGUUCUAUCAAUUCCAGCAACACUCUCUUCCGCCUUGUUCACUUGCAGUGGCUUGACCUCUCAGAUAAUCACUUCAAUUUCUCUCAAAUACCAUCAAGAUUUGGUCAUGAUCUUUCGAGUCUAACAUAUCUCAACCUUUCACAUUCCUUAUUCUCUGGCCAAAUUCCAUCAGAAAUUUCAAAGUUAUCGAAGCUGUCUACCCUUGAUCUGUCUUUCAAUUCUCAGAAAGUUGAUGAUGAUAGUUUCCCUUUGAAACUGACCAAGGGCAACAUGAGAAGCCUGGUUCAGAACUUGACCACCAUAAAACAACUUCAUCUUAAUUGGGUAGAGAUGUACUCCACUGUGCCUGAUAUCUUGGUCAAUGCAUCUUCUCUUACAUCUCUCCAACUUGACAUUUGUGGGUUGUAUGGGGAAUUCCCAAUUGGCAUCUUCCACCUACCAAACUUAGAGGUUCUUGAUGUGAAUGGUAACUCAAACCUUACCGGUUAUUUCCCUAACUUUAACAGGAGCAAUGUUUUCAAGAAAUUGGUUGUUGGGUUCACAAAUUUUUCUGGUAUGCUGCCUGCUUCUAUGGGAAACCUUCAUUCCUUAAAUUUUUUGGACAUCUCUUGGUGUCAUUUUUACCCCCUUAUUCCAUCUUCACUCGGAAACCUUACCCAGCUCAACGACCUUGACAUGAAUUCAUUUAAUGACAUUCCAAAUAAUAAUUCCACAGGCCAAUUAGUUUCUGAAUAUUCCUUGUCUUGGAUAGCAAGUUUAACCAACCUCUACAGUUUGUCCCUUUGGGCCACCAAAUUCAGGGGAAAAUUCCCAAGUUUUGUGGCCAACCUCACGCAACUUUCAUUACUAGAAUUGGGUGGUAACGAAAUAACUGGUCAAAUCCCAUCUUGGCUUAUGAAUUUGACCCAGUUAACUACUCUAAACCUCGGGGGUAACAAUUUGAGCGGAGCAAUUCCUAGGUCACUCUUCCAGCUCCAAAAUCUUGAAAUUCUUGACCUUUCCUCUAAUAGCUUGAGUGGACAAGUUGAGUUUGAUCAGUUUUCCCAGCCCAAAAAGUUAAAGAAUCUUCGAUUAGCAUACAACAAGUUAUCUCUGCAGAUCAUAACCAAUUUGAGUGCUACUGUUCCACAGCUUGAAUCUCUAGAUUUGACGUCAUGCAACUUAACAGAGUUUCCAGAAUUUUUAAAAUAUCAAUCCGAAUUGCGCUUCUUACGACUUAGCGACAACAACAUUCAAGGGCAAAUACCAAAAUGGGUGUGGAAUGCAACUAGAGAAACUUUGUUGUUUCUCAAGCUCUCUUCCAACUUCUUAACGGGAUUUGACCAAAAUCCAAUCAAUCUUCCAUGGCAGAAUCUAUAUCAUUUAGAUCUCCGGACCAAUAUGUUACAAGGAUCACUGCCAAUUCCACCACAAUCAAUCAUAAACUACAUGGUCGGCAGCAAUUAUUACAGUGGAGAAAUUUCGCCCUCGUUCUGCAACUUGAAUCAUUUGCACAUUCUUGAUUUGUCCAACAACAGCCUGAGUGGCAUGCUUCCACAAUGUUUGGGGAACUCCAGUGCUCUUGAAAUAUUGAUGCUGAUGAACAAUUCAUUUCAUGGCAGUAUUCCUCAAAUAUGUCCAGUCGCAAAUAGUUUGAAAAUGGUUGAUUUGAGUUACAAUCAGUUACAGGGAAAAGUACCAAGAUCAAUGGCCAAUUGCACUCGAUUAGAGUUUCUUAACCUUGGAAACAAUCAUAUGCGUGACAUCUUCCCAUCUUGGUUAGGGGCACUUCCAGCACUACAGUUUCUCAGUUUGAGGUCUAAUGGAUUUCAUGGCAUGAUUGGGAAGUAUGCAACUAACCAUGACUUCCCAAAGUUGUGCAUCAUUGAUUUAUCUGACAAUGGUUUUUCAGGUGUGUUGCCCUCUAACUACUUAGAGAACUGGAAUUCCAUGAAAUCUGUUGACGAGAGCCAGCAAACUUAUUUUCAAGUCAUUUCGACAGCAGACAACAACUCAGCUAAAUAUUCGUAUGGCUUUGCUUAUCCAUACUCAAUCACGACUUUCGCAAAAGGUGUUGAGUUGAAAUUUAUAUGGACUCCUUAUCUUCUUAGAUUUAUAGAUUUCUCAAGUAAUAGAUUUGAAGGAGAGAUUCCAGCAGGUGUCAUUGGGAAUCUAAGAGGCCUUCUUUUCCUUAACCUUUCCAACAACGCUCUCACUGGUCUCAUCCCAUCAUCUUUAUGGAACUUGACGGCUCUUGAAUCGUUGGAUCUCUCCCGAAACCAGCUCUCAGGAAGGAUCCCCGGUAAUUUGGCACAACUCACUUUCCUUGAAUAUUUCAAUGUAUCCUAUAACCAUCUUUGGGGUCCUAUACCACUUGGCCAACAAUUUGGUACAUUCCUAGAAGAUUCAUACCAAGGAAACUCAGGUCUGUGUGGAAAGCCUUUGUCAAAGAAAUGUGAUAGCUCAAUAUUGCUACCACCAUCAAUCUUUGAAGAAGAUGAAGAUUCCGGGUUUCAAAUUGCACUAGAUUGGUAUGUGGUUCUGCCAGGAGUUGUUAGUGGUCUAAUAGUUGGAGUGGUUGCGGGGAACUUUUGGACAAGCAAGAAUCAUGAAUGGUUUUUAGAGAAAUUUAGCAGGAAGAGGCAGCCAAGAGGCACACGGGGGAGGAGAGGACACAGAAACUAA
Messenger RNA from Prunus dulcis (almond), 2985 nucleotides. Its product is annotated as receptor-like protein 7. Bases 1 to 2985 code for a protein of 994 amino acids. The transcript has a single exon. Lineage: Eukaryota; Viridiplantae; Streptophyta; Magnoliopsida; Rosales; Rosaceae. The record is from RefSeq and is a predicted model, not a curated record. Gene Ontology annotation, molecular function: protein binding.